This is a messenger RNA of Scedosporium apiospermum, 1599 nucleotides long. RefSeq names its product putative trna nucleotidyltransferase protein. The record is from RefSeq and is a predicted model, not a curated record. The transcript is spliced from 3 exons. Gene Ontology annotation, molecular function: RNA binding; ATP:3'-cytidine-cytidine-tRNA adenylyltransferase activity. Gene Ontology annotation, biological process: tRNA 3'-terminal CCA addition. Bases 1 to 1599 code for a protein of 532 amino acids. Lineage: Eukaryota; Fungi; Ascomycota; Sordariomycetes; Microascales; Microascaceae.
AUGGCGCCUACCAUUCAACUCUCCCCAGGUGAGGAACGGCUGAAGCGCCUUCUUCUAGAUGUUGCCUCAUCUAUCAACACCACACAGACGGACCUGGACGAAACUGCCUCGGGUCAAUCUCGCCGCAACCCUGUACUCCUACGCUGGGCUGGGGGUUGGGUUCGCGACAAGCUACUGGGCAUUGAGACGCACGACAUUGAUGUAGCAAUCAAUUGCAUGACUGGUGAAGACUUCGGCCAAAGGUUUCGCGAGUUCUGCCAUUCCCCCUCCAUAAUCGAAAAGUACUCGAUUACAGAGACAGACCUAGGCAAUAUUCACACCAUCAAGGCCAACCCGGAAAAGUCUAAACACCUCGCCACCGCUACUUGCCGCAUCUUCGGCGCCGACGUGGAUUUCGUCAAUCUCAGGAAGGAGACCUAUUCUGAGGGCAGUCGGAAUCCUGAAAUUGAGUUUGGGACCCCCCUCGAAGACGCAUUACGUCGAGAUGCCACCGUCAAUGCUCUUUUCUACAACCUUCACACGGAUGAAGUUGAGGAUUUCACUGGAGGUAUUUCGGAUAUGAAUGCUCGUCUGAUCCGAACUCCAUUAGACCCAUUCCAAACAUUCAUGGAUGACCCUCUUCGAGUGUUGAGAUUAGUGAGGUUUGCCAGCCGCCUGGACUUCACGAUCGCGGCCGACGUCGAAAAGCUGAUGGGCGACGACCGUGUUCUGAAAUCGUUCCAGGCAAAAAUCAGUCGCGAGCGGGUGGGGAUUGAGAUCGGGAAGAUGUUAAGAGGCAACCGCCCCCACGCUGCCCUCAGUCUCAUUGACAGGCUCGGGCUUUACCACACGAUAUUCACAGAUCCAACAUUUGAGCGGAUGCCUGUCCCAGAUAUAUCCUCGUGGCACGUUGCCUAUGGCCUCAUGGAAGUAUUGCGAUCCCAUGACGUCAUCAUCAAGCCUUUAUGCAAUCAACUCGUCCAAAGCGACGCCGAUGCGUACCUCGCCUGGAAUCUGGUGGCGCUUGCCCCUUGGGAAAGUGUCGAUGACCCGCAACCGCCCACAGGAAAAUCGAAGGCACAUGCGGUGCCUUUCAUUCUGCGAGCUGCCAGGGAAGGGAUUAAGGCGGCCAAUAGAUUGUGUGCCGUUAUUGCGUCAUCGCAUCUCCAUAGGAGAAAUAUUCUACAGCUAAAGCAGCUAGCGUGUUCAGAGGAUGAAUCUCGUAACCGACGAGAUCUGUUCGCCAUGGCAAUAUGCAAGUGGGACGGCUUUGGGGGCUACUGGAGAUUGCAAGUUCUCUACUGCAUCCUGAUCGAAGCCAUGCAGGAGCUUGGGAAGUGGCCCGUUUCUUCCGAUCGCCUCCACUCGUUUAUCGGGGAGUGGGAGAAGUUCCUCGUCCACCUGGCGGACCUAGACGUGAUGGAGGCACCCUCAACCAAACCAUUGGUCGACGGGCAUAUGCUAGCGAGAUCACUUGGAGUGAAACCGGGACCUUGGAUGGCCCAGGCACUUGACGUCUGCCUCGCAUGGCAAUUCAGGCACCCAGAUAUUACAGAUGCAGGCAAGGUCAUAAACGAGGUCCAGAAACGAAGAAUAGAACUCGGGGUUCCACAAGCUUAG